AUGAACAGAUCAUUCCAGAAUGUCUUCGGCACGCGCAUUCAGGAGAACUUUGGCAAGAAUUAUCUGACAUUCUGGGAAGGGGAAAAGGGAGAUGGGAUUGGAGAUGGCUAUGGGCUUGCAUACGACGACAACUACCGUCUGGCCUACAAAGUAUCGGCACAGAAUAUCAAAGUCCACAGCGACCUCCAUGAAUUCGCCUUUACGGGUCACGGAACGGCGUUGGUCACUGGUGUUGACAAGGUACUAGCCCGAGGCUCAGACUAUAAGGAUUGGGCAGUUCCCGACGUAUUCGAGAUUCUGGACGGCAUAGUACAGGAGAUUGAGCUUGGGACCAACAAGGUGCUGUUUAACUGGCGAGCUCUCGACCACAUUGACCCUAUGGACUCAUUUGAGCCCAGGGGGAGCGGCUGGGACGCCUAUCACUUGAACAGCAUCGAGAAGACUAAAGCUGGCAACUAUCUCAUCUCACUGCGGCAUCUCCACUCGAUCCUGCUGAUCGAUGGCAAAUCCGGCGAGAUAAUCUGGACACUGGGCGGUAAUCGCAACGAUUUUGUCGAGCUUCCGCCAUUGGAAGGUGUCGAAUACAGUCAACCUCUACUCACACUGCGCUGGCAACACCAUGCCCGUUUCGUCCCCGGAACCGACGAGACUCAGAUGACCCUCUUCGAUAACCAUGUCCGAGAAACCUCGCACGGGCAAUGCGAUUCUGAAUGCUCGCGUGGCUUGCACAUCGCUAUCGACGACACCUCUUCACCCCCGACCGUCCGCCUUCUGCGCGAGUUCCGCCAUCCAUCGCAGCUUCAAGCCCAGAGCCAGGGCAGCGUGCAGGUCCUCUCGCCUUCUCCAAAAGACCUCGGAAACGUAUUCAUUGGCUGGGGCCGGUGUCCCACCUUCACAGAGCACAAUGCAACAGGGCAGACAGUCCUGGACGUCCAGUUUUCCCCAUGGCAUAGCCCCGAUGUUCCCGACGCGCUUGACAACUAUCGCGCGUACAAGAUGGAUUGGUCAGCCACGCCCUGGUGGGAUCCCGCCAUUGCAGCGAGGAAAAGCUGGAAGGGCGAGUUGGUCGUCUACGUCAGCUGGAACGGCGCGACCGAGGUGGCCAAUUGGGUGGUUCGGGGGGCGGCCCAUGAUCUGCACGUCAAUCGAGGCGAAGUACUGGCGGAAUCCCGACGGACUGGGUUCGAAACCAAACUGACGGUCGGGAAGACGGUUUGGCGAUAUUUGUGGGCCGAGGCUAUGGAUCAUCAAGGCAAUAUCCUUCGGUCAACCAGUAUUGUGGACUUGGACACGGAAGAGCUAUCAGUUGCCUCGGACAUUUACGGUGAAUUCGAUUCAGCGAUUCCCAUCAAACAGAAAGCUGCUGGACUAUCAAAAACUGCUUUCGUCUUGAUCGCUACUGUGUCGGGUAUCCUCGUCUUCAUGAUUUCAGCAGGCGGAGCAAUUCUCUGGCGCAGGUGCAACGACUAUAAUCGCUUGGAGCCAGAUGAUUUUGAUCUGGACAUGGGGGAGGAGGAUGACAGCGAGAACGAUAAUACGGAUGCGACCAGCAAGCUUGAGAGCCUUAGCCCUCAAUCAAGAGAGGACGAUGCCCAUCAUGCUCUUCUUCCUCGUAUCGAGGAACGUAAAUUUCGCGUGGCCAAUUAA
Messenger RNA from Penicillium canariense, 1647 nucleotides. RefSeq names its product arylsulfotransferase. NCBI's taxonomy places the organism in Eukaryota, Fungi, Ascomycota, Eurotiomycetes, Eurotiales, Aspergillaceae. The transcript is spliced from 2 exons. Bases 1 to 1647 code for a protein of 548 amino acids. The record is from RefSeq and is a predicted model, not a curated record.